UCUACGUCAGCGUGCUGACGUCACGAGCCGGGUACUCAAGGCGGGUCAGGUCAGCUGGCUGCAGGCGGUGGGCUGCGCGUACCCUGCCGGGCUCGAGCCCAGGCCCCGCCCUGCUGAGCCAGCCCCUCCGCUCGCGAGGGCCCCCCCGGGGGUGACCACGGAGCCGCGGUCCCCGCGCUAGACUGGGGCGGCCUGCCCGGAACUACUCGAUGAGCCUGAAAUGCCUUCUACAUGGAUAAAUGUGGCCAAAGUUCUGCUGUCCCUCUGCAUCCAUCUGUGCUGAUUUCUCGCGAUAGUUCCUGUGCCUCUUUAAUGGAAGCCUUCCCUUUCACAGCACUUUGGGAAUCUUUCACUUAGGAUGCAGUUUACCAAUCUUGAUAUCUUUGGUAAUUCACUAUUUUAUACAUCUCUUCUGUCUAGGGAUGGUGGAGUUGAAGAAAGGCUCCUUUAACCCCUCUUCAGGAUGAACCCCCUGCCAGAAGACAUGGAGAACGCUCUCACAGGGAGCCAGAGCUCUCAUGCUUCUUUACGUGAUGUCCAUUCCAUCAACCCUACACACCUCAUGGCCAGGAUCGAGUCCUAUGAAGGAAGGGAAAAGAAAGGCAUAUCUGAUGUCAGGAGGACUUUCUGUUUGUUUGUCACCUUUGACCUCUUAUUUGUAACAUUACUGUGGAUAAUAGAGUUAAAUGUGAACGGAGGCAUUGAGAACACAUUAGAAAAGGAGGUGGUACGGUAUGACUUCUACUCUUCUUAUUUUGAUAUAUUUCUUUUGGCAGUUUUUCGAUUCAAAGUGUUAAUCCUUGCGUAUGCUGUAUGCAGACUGCGCCACUGGUGGGCGAUAGCGUUGACAACAUCAGUGACGAGUGCCUUUUUACUAGCAAAAGUGAUCCUCUCGAAGCUUUUCUCUCAAGGGGCUUUUGGAUAUGUGCUGCCCAUCAUUUCAUUCAUCCUUGCCUGGAUUGAGACAUGGUUCCUGGAUUUCAAAGUGUUACCGCAAGAGGCAGAAGAAGAAACCAGACUCCGGAUAGUUCAGGAUGCUUCAGAGAGGGCGGCACUUAUACCUGCUGGUCUUUCUGAUGGUCAGUUUUACUCUCCUCCUGAGUCUGAAGCAGGAUCUGAAGAAGCUGAAGAAAAGCGGGACAGUGAAAAAGCCCUUUUAGAACUAUGACUACUGCUUUUGUUAAAUGUAAAAAACCCUCACUGAAAAUCACCACAGGAAAAAAAAGACUGGAGAUGGGAACUCCCUAUGGAAGUUGAAAUGGGACAUCCACUACUGACUCGAUUGUACGGCUAAUAAAGAACUUAUUUAUUGUAAUACCUCACAGACAUUGUACCAUAUCCACAUGCACUUAGUAGCUGCCUGUGGCUGGUAAGAUAAUGUAAUGAUCCAUCCUCCGUUCAGUGAGACUCAGUCUGAUCGCUUAGUGAAUAGUUGCAGAAAUGUCUAGUGCUGUACUCCUAAUCAAAAGACUUCUUAAUAUAUUGGAAUAAAACUUUUUUAGUAAGUAAAACAUCUUUUAUUUGAAUGCACAGAAUGGAAUUGUGUUGUUUCAUGUCUCAGAUUUCUUUUGUAUUUCUUUUUUAGCAUCCUACAUUUCCCGUGUGUUCUUUUUUUAACACAUGCACAUGCGCUGUUUAUACAAUUUUAAAAAGUAAUAAAAUCCAACAUAUCAAAAUGAUUAGUUUUAUUUUUUUGUUUUGCAUUGCGUAUUUGGCCUAAAAUGUUGGAAUUAGAAAAGGGGGACAAGGAGGGAUUGUGAAUACAUAUAAAGGGUCACCAGACAUUGGUAUUAUUUUUAUUAUGAAAUAGCAUCUUUCUCUUAGAAGUAUUGCUCUUAAAUAGUUUGAUCACUUUCAUUUUGAACCCAUAUAUGACUUCAUUGCCAUCAUUUCCCCUUUGUGUUUAGCUAAUUUGGAUUAAAGUGAAUUAAUUAUA
This is a messenger RNA of Hipposideros armiger (great roundleaf bat), 1936 nucleotides long. RefSeq names its product STARD3 N-terminal like (gene STARD3NL). The transcript is spliced from 10 exons. Gene Ontology annotation, molecular function: cholesterol binding. NCBI's taxonomy places the organism in Eukaryota, Metazoa, Chordata, Mammalia, Chiroptera, Hipposideridae. Gene Ontology annotation, cellular component: endoplasmic reticulum membrane; late endosome membrane; lysosomal membrane. Gene Ontology annotation, biological process: cholesterol transport. The record is from RefSeq and is a predicted model, not a curated record. The coding region runs from base 464 to 1168 and encodes 234 amino acids.